CUCGCAGCCUCACCUGAGUGCCCCCCUGCCAGCCUCUGUUCCUCCAGGGUGUUGCCGGCCACACCCUCCACCCAGUCCUCAUCCCAGCCGCACACAGCAGGAGCCCAGCGGGACUCGGGCAGGCGCGGUGGCCCGCGGCUUCCCUGCCUGUCCCAGGGCGCCAGUCUCCUCGCGCGGCCACACCUCCCGGGCCCCGCAGGGUUAAGGCAGCGGAUUGCAGAGGUUUGGGCUGACGUCGCUGUGGCUGAAGGUGGUUCCCCUGGAUGAGGGUGGGAGAUCCUGCCAGCUGAAACCCGAGCUCCUGCUCAGCUGGAACUUGGGGAGGUCCCUGUAAGAGCCGCCUGCCGCCGGCCUCCCUCGCUCGGUCCCUCCUCUCGCUCCCACAGUCACUCGGGCACCGCCGCGGGAAAGAUGGAGCUGGACCGGUGGACGCAGCUGGGGCUCGCGUUCCUGCAGGUCCUUCUCAUCUCAUCCUUGCCGAGAGAAUACACAGUCAUUAAUGAAGCCUGUCCUGGUGCUGAGUGGAACAUCAUGUGUAGAGAGUGUUGUGAAUACGACCAGAUUGAGUGUGUCUGCCCCGGGAAGAAGGAAGUUGUGGGCUACACCAUCCCCUGCUGCAGGAAUGAGGACAAUGAGUGUGACUCCUGCCUGAUUCACCCAGGUUGCACCAUCUUUGAAAACUGCAAGAGCUGCCGGAACGGCUCUUGGGGGGGCACUCUGGAUGACUUCUACGUGAAAGGCUUCUACUGUGCUGAAUGCAGAGCUGGCUGGUAUGGAGGGGACUGCAUGCGAUGUGGUCAGGUUCUUCGAGCCCCAAAGGGUCAAAUUUUGUUGGAGAGCUACCCCUUAAAUGCUCACUGCGAAUGGACCAUUCAUGCCAAACCUGGAUUUAGCAUCCAGCUGAGGUUUAGCAUGUUGAGCCUGGAGUUUGACUACAUGUGCCAGUACGAUUAUGUUGAGAUCCGUGAUGGUGACAACAGUGACAGUCCCAUUAUCAAGCGUUUCUGUGGCAAUGAGCGGCCAGCUCCCAUCCGGAGCACAGGUUCCUCACUCCAUGUCCUCUUCCACUCAGAUGGCUCCAAGAAUUUUGAUGGCUUCCAUGCUGUCUUUGAGGAGAUCACAGCCUGCUCCUCAUCCCCUUGUUUCCAUGAUGGCACGUGCCUCCUCGACGCAGCUGGGUCUUACAAGUGUGCCUGCUUGGCAGGCUAUACUGGGCAGCACUGUGAGAAUGUCCUUGAAGAAAGAAACUGCUCAGACCUUGGGGGCCCAGUCAAUGGGUACAAGAAAAUAACAGGAGGCCCUGGGUUUCUUAAUGGGCGUUAUGCAAAAAUUGGCACUGUUGUGUCAUUCUUUUGUAACAACUCAUAUGUUCUUAGUGGCAAUGAGAAAAGAACUUGCCAGCAGAAUGGAGAGUGGUCAGGAAAACAGCCCAUCUGCAUAAAAGCCUGCCGGGAACCAAAGAUCUCGGACCUGGUGAGAAGGAAAAUUCUUCCCAUGCAGGUUCAGUCAAGAGAGACACCAUUACACCAGCUAUACUCAUCAGGCUUCAGCAAGCAGAAACUGCAGGAUACCCUUACUAAGAAGCCAGCCCUUCCCUUUGGAGACCUGCCUUCUGGGUACCAGCAUCUGCACACCCAGCUGCAGUAUGAGUGCAUCUCACCCUUCUACCGACGUCUGGGUAGCAGCCGGAGGACGUGCUUGAGGACUGGGAAGUGGAGUGGGCGGGCCCCAUCCUGCAUCCCAAUCUGUGGGAAAAUUGAAAACAUCACUUCUCCCAAGACACAAGAGACCCGCUGGCCAUGGCAGGCAGCCAUCUACAGGAGGACCAGUGGGAUACAUGAUGGUGGCAUGCACAAGGGAGCAUGGUUCCUGGUCUGCAGUGGUGCCCUGGUGAAUGAGCGCACUGUGGUGGUGGCUGCCCACUGUGUUACUGACCUGGGGAAGAUCACCAUCAUAAAGACAACGGACCUUAAAGUUGUCUUGGGGAAAUUCUACAGGGAUGAUGACCGGGAUGAGAAGACUGUCCAGAAUUUACAGGUUUCUGCUGUCAUUCUGCAUCCCAACUAUGACCCCAUCCUGCUUGAUGCUGAUAUUGCCAUUCUGAAGCUCCUGGACAAGGCCCGUGUUAGCACCCGUGUCCAGCCCAUCUGCCUCGCUGCUGCCAGGGACCUCAGCAUCUCCUUCCAGGAGUCCCACAUCAUGGUGGCUGGCUGGAACAUCCUGGCAGAUGUGAGGAGCCCGGGCUUCAAGAAUGACACCCUGCACUCAGGAAUGGUUAGAGUGGUGGACUCACUUCUGUGUGAGGAGCAGCACGAAGACCAUGGCAUUCCAGUGAGUGUCACCGACAACAUGUUCUGUGCCAGCUGGGACCCUAGUACACCUUCUAACAUCUGCACUGCAGAGACAGGGGGCAUUGCGGCUGUGUCUUUCCCAGGCCGAGCAUCCCCUGAACCACGCUGGCAUCUGGUAGGGCUGGUCAGCUGGAGCUAUGACAAAUCAUGCAGUCAUCGCCUCUCCACAGCCUUCACCAAGGUGCUGCCUUUCAAAGACUGGGUCGAGAGGAACAUGAAAUGAGCCAGCCACGGGCCCAUAAGUAUCUUUUCUGUGCAUCCAUUUAUAUAUGUGCUGAAUGAUGCAGUGAGGACCUGAAACAUGAUUUUACCCACAAAUUUGGCCAUGCCAAGGCUUCUGAUUUCAGGGACAUAACUCAGUGGAGGGUGAGGACAGUUCAGUUUCUGGCAGGUCACUGCCUUUCUGAGUGUUUGAAAACCAUUUUGAAGAUGCUAGGACUUGCAAGAACUGGGUUUCUUUAAAGAAGACCAUCUGAACAGAAAAAAAGACCUC
Molecule: messenger RNA, 2844 nt
Organism: Castor canadensis (American beaver)
Lineage: Eukaryota; Metazoa; Chordata; Mammalia; Rodentia; Castoridae
Gene: Pamr1
Product: peptidase domain containing associated with muscle regeneration 1
Biological process (GO): proteolysis
Molecular function (GO): serine-type endopeptidase activity; calcium ion binding
Source: RefSeq, a predicted model, not a curated record